AUGCCGGUUCAGAAGAGUGACGAAAGCUUUCCGAAGAUAACUGAAACAGCGAACACGACGACAGAAGAUAGUUUGGCGAUGAAACCUAGUGCUGAGCCGUCACCUGCUGGGACCAAGAGCAAAUUGGGCAGCACCUCGAAUAGCUUGCUGAAAACGACAACUAGAUAUGAUAAUUUUGUUGUAAUGUCGUUCCAUCGCUCUUCUGUUUCAUCUCAGACUGAAUAAUUUAUACAGUAUCUUCAUUGUAAGUAUAAGAAGUUAAGUUCAGCAGAAUGGAGAGACCACAAGAAUAAACUUCUCUAACACUACAUUCUCUAGAAACACUACAAUCUGCCCACUACAUUCUCUAACACUUCGGUUUCUCAACAAAGAACGAGUUUGAAAUCAAAGCCCGUUCUGCGCAAUCCGAGCUCCGAAGAGCGGCAGGCGACACAGCGAAGAGGAUCGAACGCACUAUCAAUUACGGUCUUAUUCGAGAGAUUGACGCAAUCGUGAAUCGACCAGAGGAACUUGGAUAUGUUAAGGCGUCGCGCAUUCUUCACCACCAGCCUUCACUUGUUUUUCAGUAGGAAAAGAGUCAAGGAUGAUCUGCAUCUGAAGAAUGCAAUGGCGGAACGACCUGCUCUAAAUGUGACUGCUUCGCGGAGCUACCCUCUCUGCAGAAAAUGCGGAAGCAGUAUCCGGAUAUGCCGGAUCCGUCAAGGCGACCUGUUUUAGUCGGCAAGGAGAUGAAUCCCAUCCGAAAACUGAUGAUGGAACAACGCCAGCAGGAGAUCAUGCGUAAAAUGGCUGUUGGCGGACUCGAAACCGAAGCGGAGGAGAAGAAAGAACGCCAACGAGCGGUGGUGUACUCUAUCGAACAGAGUGAGAAGAAUCUCUACUUCUUGGAGCGCGAGAACGAGGAGUAUGAAAACUCUUUGUUGUUGAAGAAAGCACAAUUAGAACAAGAGCAAUUGGAGAAGGUGAAGCAAGGGGAGAGGAGAGCGCUCACGAUGUCACAAAACUUCGUCGUGCCGGACAAAGCGAUGUUAUGGAUCGAUAAGGUGGUCGUGACUAGGGUUGCUUCGCAGCUGAUUUAAUUCAUUGAUUAGACUGUACCUGUAGUUUAAGUGAAAAUAACUUAUAGGACAAAUCUAAGGUUUACUAACUUGACUAUCUAAGGUUUACUCGCUUAUAGGACAAAGUGGAAACAAAGUUUUAGACAGAAGUGUGAGAGUAAAAAUUCAAACAUUCGCUUCCCUUUCUAAUCCUAGCAGCUACGGGCGGACCAGGUACAUUAGGGAGAAGCCGCGGUCUCGGAGGAAGCAUGGGAAGUGCUCGCUUUGGAGGACCUUCACAACCCGAACAGCAAAAGAAAAUGCAAGCACUCAAAGAGCUCUUGGCACAACCUGCAGCGGCACCGGCAGAAGUACUUACUUAGACGAGUUAGAUUCAAUAUUUAGAGAGAGGACUAUGAUUUAUUGAGCUUCACUACCUAUAGCUUCUAAAGAUUAUAAAUAAUAUGUUGGAAGGUUUUUUUUUCGAUGACCCUAAGCCCUCGCGGCCCCAAGCUACAACGAUGAGCAUCAAAAUCCAACGAAUAUUAGGUCAUCGUCGGUGCGGAAACCAAUGUGCGCCAAAAAGUCGAGUUGAAGCCGCAAGUUGCUUUAGGAGUAGACUCCUACGAGGACGAAAAUAUGUUGGCGGAAGUGUACAGAUCCCGAGUUGCGGAUGAGGAGCGUGCGAGAGCAAAAGCCGCAGCCGAAUUGGCCAAGAAAAAGCGACACGAUCGACAACAUACUACCAGAGAAAUUAUGGCUUUGUUGCUGCUACUGUGUUGUUUUGUACUCAGGUUGCGAUAUUUUGGUGGAUUGGACUUCUCAGCAGAGUACUUUCAUCAUGUAGGACAUGACCCCACAUUAUCAUUAUCUCUCUCACCGAAAAAACAAAAUGCAUACUUAUGCAGUUUUUUUUCCGGUCCGUGUCUCACUCUCUAACCUCUUGCGCCUCGUGGAAUUUAUGCAAACGAAGCGGGAAAUGGCUGGUGUCAAAGCCAUGUACGACGAGCAGACACGCGCAGUGCGCUAUGGAGACGCCGAAACGCAGAAAAUGGAGGCGGUCCUACAACUCUCAAAAGAAGAGUUCGAAAACGAACAAGCAAGAAUUUUGGAGAGAAGUGAGAAACGGUAGUUGGACUGCUGUUGGUGUAGGGGAUAGAAACACUUCACAUCUUGUAGUUGUACUUUGGGCUUUCAUAUCUGUAACAUCGUGUCAUAAACAAUACCGUCUAGCGCACAAUAUUUUGUAGCCAGAACAAUGAACCUACUUUGUUGAAAUUAUAUCCUACAUAAUUAAAAUGAACCUACCAAAAUUUCCAAAAUGAACCUAAACUGUCUUAGAUUAUAGACUAGUCUCGAUUAACAUUUAUAACGCGUCAGAACGACAUACAGCGUACUUCAUGCUGCACAGAAAUUAACUUACAAAUUAACGUCAAUUGGUUGGUGGUUACUAAUAAUAAGGAGCAGAUGUACAUGUAUAGAAGCUCUUGUGCAUGGCAGCUUGAUAUAUAGCUUUUGGACAGACUUAACGUAUUAACCUAUUGCUAUUAUGAUUGCUGAACAAAACCUACAACUAAGAGAUGAAGCGUGCUUAAUUUGGAUUUACUUGUUUGUUUGUUUUGAUGCGCUCCGGGCGACGCGUACGAUCCCGCCGGAUUUCUUUGUGCUCUGUGUGUGUAGUGCUAUGGUCGUCAUUGCGAUCGACUAUGGUAUGUCUGGUCGCCACAGUCCCCGCCAGCUGCGGCUUUUGUGGCAUACCAGGCGCGGCGUGCAGCAGGCGGCGGCGACUGCGCGUAGGUAGCGCCUGGCGGUGAGGCGCGUCCGGGUUCGGUUGACGUUUUUGCGGCCUGCGUGCACUGUUCUUCGCGUUCUCGUUUUGUCUUCGUUCUUUUUUGUCUUCGCGUGCUUCCUUUCUUGUCUCCUCCCUGCUCGUUCUUUGUGCGCCACCACCUAUCUCGGCCCCCGUCCUAUCGUAGCGGGCAGCGAUGGGUUUACCACAGCGGCCGCUACUCGUUUCCCCUUGUCUUCACUGGAGGUAUGGCGGCUGCGCUCGCAAGAACGCACCGCCGAAGCUGGUCGCUAAGUCGCGAAGGUAUGGGAUUAGCCGCUUCGGGUUCGACGCAGCCACCCCAACAUUCGCCGGGACUCCGUGGGCCUCUACUAGAGCCUGGAGCGCAGGGCACUCUAGUAGGUGCUGCGUGCUUGCCGCAAGGCCAGGGCAAAACGGGCAGCCAACGUCCUCCCCGGUGACUCCGCUCGCCAAGCGUCCCAGCCUGAAGGCAUAGUAUCGCCGCUCGUCUUCCCGCGAGCACGUUACGCCUCGCAGGAGGUCCUUGCCGCAGCUGCCUGUGUCUGUUACGGUCUUGGCCGUCUUGCUCCCUGUGCGUGCUGCUCCGCUUAUUUGGCGCGACUUGGCUACUCGAAGUACCCUCGCGGCCUCCGUGCGGUACUGCCUGUGGCCGAUCGCCUGUCCCGUCUCGGCGGGGAAGUCCGAAGAGCUUGCUAUUCCGGCUAGCUGGUCAGCGAUCUCGUUGCCGAUGACGCCUGAGUGCCCGCGGGUAAAUCUCAGCUCGGAUUUACUUGUUGAAAUGGAAAUAGAACUGUCGAGAGGUUUGAUGUAAGAACACUGAACUCGCAUUCGA
Molecule: messenger RNA, 3679 nt
Organism: Amoebophrya sp. A25
Lineage: Eukaryota; Dinophyceae; Syndiniales; Amoebophryaceae
Source: the annotation of a GenBank genome assembly